AUGUACCAUACCACGUUAGCUGCCAAGGUCAGAAAUAGCAAACCACAGAUGCAUGAUGGCAUCAUCAUCACUGAACCAAAGGAGGAAGCAAAGGAAAUAAUUUUGUAUAUUCGAAUUGUUGGGACUCACAACACAGUGAACAAGAUUUUUCACAUUGUGGCUUUUGAAUGUAUGUUUACAAACAAAACCUUCAAUCUCGAGAAGGGACUGAUAGUUCCCAUGGAGAAUGUUGCAACGAUUUCCGAUUGUGCCAGUGUGAUUGAAGGAGUCAGUCGGAGCCGAAACGCCUUGCUGAACGGGGACACUAAGAAUUAUGAUUGGGAUUCUGGCUACACAUGUCACCAGCUAGGAAGUGGUGCGAUUGUGGUUCAGCUGGCCCAGCCGUACAUGAUUGGGUCCAUACGGCUACUACUUUGGGACUGCGAUGACCGGAGCUAUAGCUACUACGUCGAGGUCUCUACCAACCAGCAGCAGUGGACCAUGGUUGCCGACAGAACUAAAGUCUCCUGCAAGUCCUGGCAGUCAGUAACUUUUGAGAGACAGCCCGCCUCCUUCAUCCGAAUCGUUGGAACGCACAACACAGCAAAUGAGGUGUUCCACUGUGUCCACUUCGAGUGUCCGGAGCAGCAGAACAGCCAGAAGGAAGAAAACAGCGAGGAGCUGGGGGCGGGGGACAGCCCGGCCAGUCAGCAGCUUGACCCCCACGCCCUGCAGGCCCCCAGCGGCAGCUCGCUGCCCCCCAGCCCACGCUCCAACUCGCGCUCGCCCAACCGGCAGCACCAAUAAAGGAGGCAGGGGCCUGGUGUGACUCGGGGGGCCCCGACGACAGCAGGAAGCGGUGUGUCCUCCCUGAGCAGGGGGCUUUGUUGACUGUCCCCCACCCCAUUCCUGGCUGCAAAA
Messenger RNA from Propithecus coquereli (Coquerel's sifaka), 900 nucleotides. RefSeq names its product BTB/POZ domain-containing protein 9-like. Gene Ontology annotation, biological process: circadian behavior; adult locomotory behavior; modulation of chemical synaptic transmission. The transcript is spliced from 7 exons. Bases 1 to 786 code for a protein of 261 amino acids. The record is from RefSeq and is a predicted model, not a curated record. Lineage: Eukaryota; Metazoa; Chordata; Mammalia; Primates; Indriidae.